CACAACACGCACAAGUCCUUCCAUAUGAUUCCAAUCCAGUUAGGCAUCAUUACGGCAGCUAUGGUGCCCGUAAAUUCGUUGGGCCGAAGCUGAUUUGAAUAUAACGGUCUGCCUACCAUUUGAUCUUAACUGACAUGAAUAUGCUGACAAUUCUGAGGAAUCCCUUGAGAAGAUUUCAAAGAUCUUCUGGGUUUUAGCUAUUACUGAUAUACUAACUGACGGUCUGACUCACAUAUUCCUAUCAACCUCAAUAACAUGAGAAUAUACACCCGAGUAGUCAACUGAAGUAGUACAGGAAUUGCUUCUCAAGGUCGAGUUAGCACGAUAUGACAAGUUACGGCGUUUUUAAGGAGGUCAAAUUUGACUGCGUCCAGCGGAAACCAGUUGUGAUCCGGGUGGCACCUGUGCCCCUAUACAACAGCUUCGAUGUGUGGAAAUGUGUCGGCACUCCCCGUGAGGCGGUUUGGAGCUCGUGUGAGGAUUCUCAGCUGCGUAGGUAUAUUUACCUGAAUGGAUAGUCUAGCUUCGGCAGACGUAGAUCGUAACCACCGGGAGAUAUCG
Molecule: messenger RNA, 561 nt
Organism: Xylaria bambusicola
Lineage: Eukaryota; Fungi; Ascomycota; Sordariomycetes; Xylariales; Xylariaceae
Exons: 2
Coding region: 327-518 (63 amino acids)
Source: RefSeq, a predicted model, not a curated record